UGACUUAAUGUGUCAUAAAUUUGAAACAUAAAUAUUUGAAUUUUCUGAAUGAAUACUGAAUCGUUAUAGCAUACUGUGUAUUGUAUGUAUUACUAGUAAAAUAUAAUUAAGCCCGAAAUGGAAUUAGAAGACGGAUUCGAUGACAUUCUAGCAGAAAUAAGUGAACCGUCAUCACCAAAGAAAUUGAAAACUGAGCCCGAUUUAGAACAACCAGGCACUUCAAAGCCAUCUGUUUCGAGGACACACUGUGUUAUAGUUAAUCAAAAACAGCGUGGAAACCCACUAUUAAAAUAUGUUACAAGUGUCCCUUGGGAAUAUGAUGAUAUUAUUCCGGAUUACGAAAUAGGCAAAACUAUAUGUAUUCUUUUCUUAUCUGUGAAGUAUCACAACCUCAAUCCAGAUUAUAUAAAUAACAGAUUAAAGGAAUUGGGAAAAAAAUAUGACCUUCGGGUAUUGUUAGUACAGGUUGACCUAAAGGAUCCACACACAAUUUUAAAAAAUCUAACACGAAUAUGUCUCCUUACUGAUAUGACUCUCAUGCUGGCGUGGAGUCCAGAAGAAGCAGCAAAGAUUAUUGAAAACUAUAAAAUAUUUGAAAAUAAACCACCUGAUAAAAUUAUGGAGAAAAUUGAAAAUGAUCCUCAUCAAAAAAUAGUGAAUGCCUUGUCAUCAAUAAAGCCAGUUAAUAAAACGGAUGCCAUGACACUAAUUACUAAAUUCGGUACACUGGAGAAUAUUAUUAAAGCAUCUGAGAAACAGCUCGCUGAAUGUCCAGGUUUUGCGGCUACUAAGGCUAACAAGCUGUAUAAAGCCCUACACGAACCUUUCUUAAAAGUAAAUGAUAAAAUUGAUACAAGAAACAAGCCUGAUGAAUUUUCAGAGAAUCUUUCCUUAGAAGAUAUAGAAAAAAUCGAAAAUGAGAUAAAAAAAUAGUAAUAUGU
This is a messenger RNA of Vanessa atalanta (red admiral), 941 nucleotides long. It is a transcript of the gene Ercc1, whose product is annotated as DNA excision repair protein ERCC-1. The transcript is spliced from 5 exons. The coding region runs from base 118 to 933 and encodes 271 amino acids. Gene Ontology annotation, molecular function: damaged DNA binding; single-stranded DNA binding. Gene Ontology annotation, biological process: mitotic recombination; nucleotide-excision repair; meiotic mismatch repair. Gene Ontology annotation, cellular component: nucleotide-excision repair factor 1 complex; nucleus; ERCC4-ERCC1 complex. Lineage: Eukaryota; Metazoa; Arthropoda; Insecta; Lepidoptera; Nymphalidae. The record is from RefSeq and is a predicted model, not a curated record.